Messenger RNA from Closterium sp. Naga37s-1, 2850 nucleotides. The record is from the annotation of a GenBank genome assembly. Lineage: Eukaryota; Viridiplantae; Streptophyta; Zygnematophyceae; Desmidiales; Closteriaceae.
AUGUUGUCGGGGAAGAACGGCAUCAAGUUGACAUGCCCAACCCUCCCAUCCCCCUUGCACCCUCCUCUCUCGCCCCUCCCCAUCCCCGCCCCGCACCCGCAGGCCAUGCAUCUCGACCUGAGUGGGCAGUUCAGAGACGAGGAGACAGUGGAUGUGGAGGGCGCGUCACACACCAACCAGCCCCCCACCUCAUCCCCCGUCCUCUCCCACCCUUCCCUAUUCCCCGCAGGCCAUGCAUCUCGACCUGAGUGGGCAGCCAUGCAUCUCGACCUGAGUGGGCAGUUCAGAGACGAGGAGACAGUGGAUGUGGAGGGCGCGUCACACACCAACCAGCCCCCCACCUCAUCCCCCGUCCUCUCCCACCCUUCCCUAUUCCCCGCAGGCCAUGCAUCUCGACCUGAGUGGGCAGCCAUGCAUCUCGACCUGAGUGGGCAGUUCAGAGACGAGGAGACAGUGGAUGUGGAGGGCGCGUCACACACCAACCAGCCCCCCACCUCAUCCCCCGUCCUCUCCCACCCUUCCCUAUUCCCCGCAGGCCAUGCAUCUCGACCUGAGUGGGCAGCCAUGCAUCUCGACCUGAGUGGGCAGUUCAGAGACGAGGAGACAGUGGAUGUGGAGGGCGCGUCACACACCAACCAGCCCCCCACCUCAUCCCCCGUCCUCUCCCACCCUUCCCUAUUCCCCGCAGGCCAUGCAUCUCGACCUGAGUGGGCAGUUCAGAGACGAGGAGACAGUGGAUGUGGAGGCACUGACGCGUCGUCUGCUGACGCUUAUACCAACGACUUGGACUUCGACUUGUUUUUGAGUUUCGACCACUAUAGAGAGAAGCCAUCGCCUUAUACAGAGCCCAUCGACCCGUUCUACCUCAACGGAGACCGAACCUUCUGCACCUGCCUGCUCUUCUUCCGCCCCACCGUAGCUGCCAAGAGCCUCGUAGGCAACUGGGCGUUUCGCUUGGCCAAACUAGGUCGGCAGGGGGGGAUGGACCAGACGCAGUUCAAUCUGGUCAUGCAGUGGAUGUAUCAAAGAAAGGUGCUGCCGCGGAUUGGCGUCCUGCCUCCGCUGCAGUUCCCGUCUGGGCAGCUGAUGGCGCAGCAUUGGGAGGAGUUUGAGGAGGUGCGGCCGAGAGUGGUGAUGGUGCAUGCGAAUUAUCUCACUGGGAAGGAGGUGAAGAUCAAGGGGCUGAAUCGGGCGGGUCUGUGGCGGGUGAAAGAGAAAGUGCAGGGCGCGGAAGGUCAGGCUUAUGCAACAGCCGCUGGUUCUGCUUCUUCUGGCAUGGUGGCUAGGCUCGCUGACAGGGAUGAGGGUGGAAGGAUGGUGGGAGUAGGGAUAGAGGAAGGCAGCACAGGGAGCGGGAAAGAGGGCAAGGAGCAGACACGGGUGGGAAAAGCUGGUGGAAGAGGUGGGGAGGGAGGAGGGGGUUGGGAGGCGCGGUCAGCAGUGGGGGGGGAUUGGGAGGCGCGGGUACUAGCAGCAGUGGAGCCGUGGGUGGGGGAGCAUCUUGGGAAGAUGGAGGAGGCGGCGAUGGGUGUUGCGAUAUCUGCUGGGUUGGUGAUUGUCACUGUUGCGUGUGAUGGCCAGCAGUUUUCGAUCCACUACUGGCACACCCACAUGGGGUGCACGCAACGCAACCCCUCCUUCCCUUGUCGGCCUCUUCUUGCUACCAUCGCGAUUCCCUCCCCCACACCUGCCAUCCACUGGCCUGGAGUCGUUAUUUCGCAACUGCCUCAUCCACAAAAGGCGCACCCCUCCUUCCCUUGUCGGCCCCAUGAUGCUUCCCUCGUGAUUCCCUCCCCCAUGCUUGCCACCCCACCAUCACCUCCCAUCCGCAGGCCAGGAGUUGUUAGCCAGGAGUCUCUAUUUCGCAACUGGCUUAACCACAUCACCCGCAUUCCUUCCCUCGGGAGCGCUAUCCUCGCCUCAGUGCCUCCUCAGAUGCGCACACCAGGCGGCCACGUCAUCACGCGCUCCAAUGAAAGUGUGUCUCCCCGAGUGGCCAGAGCCACGUGCCUGCUGCUGCCGCCCCUCAUCCUCGCCCGCCUUCUGGCUGCCAACGUGACUGUUGUCUUCAGCACACGGAAAGCAGAGGCACCAGCAAUUCAAGGGGCAGAAGGGGCAGCAGAAAAGGGGCUGGGAAACAGCACAGAGCAGCAGGUGGGAGAGGGUGGGGGAAGCACACAGCAAGCAGAGGCACCAGCAAUGCAAGGGGGAGAAGGGGCAGCAGAGAAGGGGCUGGAAAACGGUAUGGAGCAGAUGGGUGAGGGUGGGGGUAGCACACAGCAAGCAGAGGCACCAGCAUUGCAAGGGGCACAAGGGGAAGCAGGGAAGGGGCUGGGAAACAGUACGGAGAAGGUGGGUGAGGGUGGGGGUAGCACACAGCAAGGAGAGGCACCAACGUUGCACGGGGCACACGGGGCAGCAGAGAAGGGGGCUGGGAAACAGCACAGAGCAGCAGGUGGGAGAGGGGCUUUAAGAGGUUAUCAGAUUGCAGAAGCAGCAACAGAGGGUGGUUCGGGCGUGUUUUCUGGUUCGGAGGUUCUCAAAAGGGCCCUCAACAAUGCCGUGGCUGAGAUGGUUCGGAAAUCAAAGUUCGUGGGAGUGGAGGAGGAUAGGCUGGGCAGAGGUUCGACAGGAGGCUUAGAUGCAGGUACGGGAGCAGGCACGAGUCCAGGGCAAGGAGCAAGCGUGGGGAUGCUUCCAGAGCAGUUAUUCCCCCCUGGGUGGAGGGCGGUGGGGGAUAGGGCAUGGCUGGAGGCGCAUAGGAAUGAGAUGGUGGCCCUGCAGGUAAGCUGUGGGGAGGAUGGCAGGCAGCAAGAGGUUUGUCUGCGAGACAUGAACUUGUGGUUGUAA